Glossina fuscipes is the source of this 1176-nucleotide messenger RNA. RefSeq lists its product as uncharacterized. The coding region runs from base 145 to 777 and encodes 210 amino acids. The transcript is spliced from 2 exons. NCBI's taxonomy places the organism in Eukaryota, Metazoa, Arthropoda, Insecta, Diptera, Glossinidae. The record is from RefSeq and is a predicted model, not a curated record. Gene Ontology annotation, molecular function: DNA binding.
CGGUUUGUUUAUGCAUCACUAUGAACCAAUAUACGGGUUUAUAAGUUAAAAAUAAAAAAGAAAAUUAUAGAAUUUUAUAAAGUUUAAAUUAGUAUUAAAUUAACUUAAAAUGACUGAAUUGAUCCGUUAAAUUCUUAGAUCAAUAUGAGCAGCAGUGAAAAUGAAUCAAUUAAGGAAGAUCGUGGACAACGACGUACGAGCUUAGUUUGGAAAUAUUUCGACAAAAUAAGCAGAUCAAAAAUUAAAUGCCGUAUUUGUGGUCACGAGCAAAAUUAUCAAUGUACUACAGGCAAUAUAUUAAGACAUUUAAAAAACAAACAUCAAUUGGAUGCAACUAUCAAAGGAUUACAGGAUCCUAAAAAUAUAAAACGUAUGCAAGAAUUGGAUGCUAGUUGUCAAAUUAACGAAAAUUCAUUAAAAUUGGCAACGACAUCUUCGUUUUCCAUUAAGAGGGAACAUCCGGCCAAGCGGGAGUUUAGAAAACGUGAACCGACCGUAUACGAAAAUUCAUUAAAUGAAUCUUAUGAAGACAAAGACGAGCCCGUUAUUAACUUUGAUUAUAACGAAUUACUGGACAACACAAAAAAGGAUAAUAUACUUACACAAUCUGCUGCCCACACUAAUAAGCUGAAAGAUGAUCGUAUAGUAGCUGAAACAGAAUAUUUCCGCGAAAAAGCCGCAUAUUUCCGUAUGCAAAAGCAUUUGGCUGCAUUGCAAGCCAAAAAAUUGAAACUAGAGUUAGAAGAAUUAUUUGCAAAAUAUAAAAUGAAAUCUUAGAAAAUAAUGGUACAAUAUUCGGUUUUUAGAAUUUAUUUUUUAAAAAAUCGACGCGUAACUUUUAACAUCAGCUAUCCUAAAAAUGUAAUAAUUCGGGGAUAUAUUAUUCUAAUUGGGAAUGUUUUCCAAUCACCGCAACUAAAGUAUUUUUUUCUAAUGGGAAAUACAUUUUUUGACUUUUAUCAACUACUACAGAUGUUAAACGCCAUUAUCUACCUCCUUUUGCGUCUAAGGUGCAAAUUGUACCCGCUUUUUGAAACGAGCUAAUAUGAUUCUAGAAGUUUACAAAAGCUGCAGCACUUCUUCGUCACUAAAUGAUAUUAUGAAACCAAUAAUUGCAACGUUAGGUGUAUAUAACAAAAUUGCUUUUCGGAAAAUUAUCUGAAAAAUAACGAAAGC